Messenger RNA from Entelurus aequoreus (snake pipefish), 290 nucleotides. It is a transcript of the gene serp2, whose product is annotated as stress-associated endoplasmic reticulum protein family member 2. Gene Ontology annotation, biological process: endoplasmic reticulum unfolded protein response. The transcript has 2 exons. The record is from RefSeq and is a predicted model, not a curated record. Gene Ontology annotation, cellular component: endoplasmic reticulum. Lineage: Eukaryota; Metazoa; Chordata; Actinopteri; Syngnathiformes; Syngnathidae. The coding region runs from base 45 to 215 and encodes 56 amino acids.
UUCCAGAGUAUUGGCAAAUAUUGACGAGGCGAUUGUGGUGUAAGAUGGUGGCGAAGCAGAGGAUCCGCAUGGCGAACGAGAAGCACAGCAAGAACAUCACUCAGAGAGGAAACGUGGCCAAGACGCUGCGACCGCAAGAGGAAAAGUAUCCAGUGGGCCCCUGGCUGCUUGCCCUCUUUGUAUUUGUCGUGUGUGGCUCAGGUACGUGGAUUUGAUUAUUGUUCUUGUUGUUAUUAGUGUUAUUGUUGUUGUUAUUAGUGUUAUUGUUGUUAUUAUUGAUAUUCUUAUUG